AAGCUCCUUUCCCCGAAAGCGAAGAGGACCAGGGCGGAAGGCGCAAAACCCCACACCCGCAAUUCCAUUCACUUUGCGAUUUCGAGCCCCUUGCCUCGCUCCGUACCUCCGUAUUCCUCGCGCCAUGACGGCCGUUCUGUCGCCCGGCUCGUCCCCCGCGACUUCGCCGCCUGCCAUCUCGUCUCCGGCUGCCAAUGCGGCGCAUCCCGCGCUCCCUCCGCUAAUUACCUCGCCACCCGCUCGCAGGAGCAACCUGCCGCGCCCCAUGUCGCACGCCUCCAAGAAUCGCUUGUCGCAGUACUCGACGACGAGCUCCGUCCCGACGAGGUCGCGCCCGCCCUCCCACAUCUUCCCCCUGUUCCCCUCGAGUCUGCCGUACACCCUCGUGCGGGACUUCGCCUAUCCGCCGUCUCACCCUCUGCACUAUGGCCCGCCGCCGGAGCCCUCACGUCCGCCUUCGGGCAUGACUACCCCGGCCAGCGAGCAGCGACGUUUGUCGGACCCGCCGGCAAGUUGGGAGAGUAGGACCAGCUGGGAUGACCGCUCGUGGGGCAGCAGCUUCUCCAGCCGCCCGGCCGACCUGCCGUCCAUCCAGUUCGCCGACGGCCCGCCGUGGAGCGAAGACGAGGAUCUGCAGAGUCCCGUGGUCAGCUCCAGACAUAGGAAACACAAGAGCUCAUCAGCGGCUUCCUACGGCAAGCGCCGUGGCAGCAGUGACGCUGCCCGGGUCGGGUCGGAAAAUUACGAUCGCGAGAGGGGAUACAACGUCGGCGCCGGCAGUGACGGCAACCAGAGAUAUUAUGCCAACCAAGGCAACGAGGCCAACGGACCUGGCGGCGAGUAUGUCACAUACCCUCCGGAUGAGGCGCGGCAAGGCGAAGGCGCAUACCAGGUUGCGAAUCAGCAGCCACGCCAAUUCGGGGAAGCGGGCGACUACGGGUCGGACGACUCGAGCACGUGCUCCUCCCCGGGCUACCACAGCACGGACGAGUCGCGCUACUCGCGCGACUACCAGUUCACAAUCGCGUCGCCCGACGAGGAAAUGCACGGUAAGGCCGUCGCGCUGUUCGACUUCGAGCGAGAAAACGAGAGCGAGCUGCCCCUGGUCGAGGGCCAGAUCAUCUGGGUGUCAUACCGGUACGGCCAGGGCUGGCUGGUAGCCGAAGACCCCAAGACGCAGGAAAGCGGCCUCGUGCCCGAAGAAUACGUCCGGCUGCUGCGCGACAUCGAAGGCGGCAUGACGAGCCUCACGGGCCAGCUCAACACAGGCGACGCGAGCCCCGCCAGUCACAGCACUGUCGACGCCGGCACACCCACGCAGGCAGAGCACUCGGCCGCGCACCAGCUCCCACACUCGCCGGCCGCCACUACGGCCAGCGGCUCGUCCGCAGCCACGAACAACACCGCAUCGACCACAACGACAACCACCAACGGCUACCAACAACCGAUUGUCUCGACCUUCUCCACGUCAAGCAAGGACCUCGACCCCUACCCGCAGCAUCUGCUUGGAACACAGGCCGGCCAGCCCCCGCCGCAGGUUGUGCACUAUCACGGCCAGCGUGGCGGCAGUCAGGCAAACACACCGACGCUUGCCGUCCACCAGGGAUUUGGAUCCCGGCGGGCGAGCCAGGACGCAACUUCGAAAAGGGGAGAGGCGUCGGCUGGCGGCUUGGAGACGCUGUCGGAUGCGCGAUUAGAGACGUCCGGGCCUGGAAACAGAAAGUCGAGGUGACACAGCCCCGGGCAGGAGGGAGGGGGGGAGUCUUGAUACGCAAAUACGCAAAAAGGCAGGUGAUAAGACAACGGAAGGACCGAAGCAUGUUCCGAUUCCGUACGG
Messenger RNA from Thermothielavioides terrestris NRRL 8126, 1837 nucleotides. RefSeq lists its product as uncharacterized. The record is from RefSeq and is a predicted model, not a curated record. The transcript has a single exon. Lineage: Eukaryota; Fungi; Ascomycota; Sordariomycetes; Sordariales; Chaetomiaceae. Bases 125 to 1732 code for a protein of 535 amino acids. Gene Ontology annotation, molecular function: protein binding.